Solenopsis invicta (red fire ant) is the source of this 888-nucleotide messenger RNA. RefSeq names its product cell wall protein DAN4-like. The record is from RefSeq and is a predicted model, not a curated record. Bases 1 to 888 code for a protein of 295 amino acids. NCBI's taxonomy places the organism in Eukaryota, Metazoa, Arthropoda, Insecta, Hymenoptera, Formicidae. The transcript has 4 exons.
AUGCAAAAGCCUGUAUCGCGGCCUUUACAUUUGGCUCAGCUAAAUCGGCAAUUAUCACAUUCACAAUCUACCGAUCGAAUCAGUCCGUACGUGGUUAAAAAGCGACAAUACUAUAAGACGACACGAGCACGGCGAGCGCUCUAUUAUUCCGAUCAUGUUCGACUGUGGUUCAACGAUCGAGGCAAGACGCAGGACGAGCACCGCAGAUCUGUACAAAAAACAUCGGUGACGACAACGAUGCCAACACCGACGACGGCAGUGACGACGACGACGAUGACAACGACGACGACGUCGACGUCGACUGCGAUGCCGACGACAACGAUGACGUCGUCUGAGGCAGCGAUGACGGCGACGACGACGAUGACGACGUCGUCUGAAGCGGCGAGGACGACGAUGACGUCAACUGCGGUGGCGAUGACGACGACAACAACGUCGAGUGCAGCGGCGGUGACGACGACGAUGUCAUCUGCAGCGGCAGCGACGACGUCGACAGCGACGGCGAUGGCAGCCGAUAAAGCGACGAUGUCGACGGCAGCAGCGGUGCCAUCGGCCACGAAUUUAAUAACUAUAAAUGGGCCUUCACCAAUUGUUAUCUGGGUAGAAAUAGAACUACGACGUCUUGACGAUCCUCGACGCCGGUUCACCGUAACGAGGAGUCAAGGAAUACAAACGUCGCCACCCGCAGCGACCACGUCCAGCGGUACACAAACGUCUCCUACGCCUGCCACGAGCACUCCGCCGAGGCCCAAAAGCGUCGUCGUCGUUUCUAUCGCUCCGUCUCCACGUUCUCCGCGUCCUAACACGCCAGGGCGAUCUCUCCACACACAGAAGCGGGAGAACAAGAGGAAGAAAAAGGACAAGCUAAUCCAUAACCUAUUCGGCAACUAA